Molecule: messenger RNA, 405 nt
Organism: Diabrotica balteata
Lineage: Eukaryota; Metazoa; Arthropoda; Insecta; Coleoptera; Chrysomelidae
Source: the annotation of a GenBank genome assembly
AUGUGUGUAAAGGGAUGCAAGCUAUGGAAGAAAGCGUUGACAUCAACCUGCAGAGAGACAUGUAACGCCACAACCGAACGACCGAAUCCAAAAGAGCUCUACUGUGUGAUAGGCUGCAACGAUGCCGUAACUAAGUACUUUUCGAAUUUACGUAAACUCCUAGGCACUCCCCCCGCUCCUGCUCUGCUAGCGGAUUCCUUAAAAUCUGACUCCUUAAAAUUAGAAUGGAACUAUCCGGAUGCUAAGAAAACUGGUAUCAGUUGUUUGCUUCAGUGGCAGUAUGAAGAAUUUUCUACCUCGAAAUCUUCUUGGCAGUACUGCAGAAACACCACUUGGGACCCGGAUAAUAAUAUAUUUUAUGUACAAGAUUUGCAGCCUUACACCAAAUAUCGAGUAAGUAUUUAA